This is a messenger RNA of Condylura cristata (star-nosed mole), 1532 nucleotides long. RefSeq names its product netrin 5 (gene NTN5). NCBI's taxonomy places the organism in Eukaryota, Metazoa, Chordata, Mammalia, Eulipotyphla, Talpidae. The record is from RefSeq and is a predicted model, not a curated record. The transcript is spliced from 6 exons. The coding region runs from base 21 to 1532 and encodes 503 amino acids. Gene Ontology annotation, molecular function: protein binding.
UACUUGCCUCUGUCGGGACCAUGCCCGUGACCUUUGCUCUCUUGCUCCUCCUGAGCCAGGCCACCGCUGACCCCUGUUACCAUCCAGGGGGCCGCCCCCGCUUCUGCCUCCCACCAGUGACUCAGCUGGCAGGCAUGGUGGCCUCCUGUCCCCAGGCUUGCAGCCUCUCCCUGGGGGCAGACCCUGGCUCCCCGUCCUCCUGCAAUGGCAGCCUGACCCUGGCUCUGGGGAACCCCUUCCUCGUGACAUCUGUCAGCCUGCGCUUCUGUACCCCAGGACCCCCAGCCCUCAUCCUGUCUGCUGCCUGGGCCACCAGAGGCCCCUGGAGAUCACUGUGGCGUAGACCCGCCUGGCCUGGGGCCUUGGGGGGGCCCGAGAGAGUGACCUUCCGAGUCCCUCCAGGCCCUAAGGCCAGUGUGGUGGCUAGCCACCUCCGUGUGGAGUUCGGGGGCCCCGCUGGGCUGGCGGCAGCUGGAGUGAGAGGCCGCUGCCAGUGCCAUGGUCACGCCGCCCGCUGCGCUGCCCGCGCCCAGCCCCCCCGCUGCCGCUGCCGUCACCACACCACAGGCCCCGGGUGCGAGAGCUGCCGCCCAUCCCAUCGCGACUGGCCCUGGCGGCCCGCCACGCCCCGGCACCCUCACCCUUGCCUGCCCUGCUCCUGCAACCAGCACGCCCGGCGCUGCAGGUUCAACUCGGAGCUGUUCAGGCUGUCUGGGGGCCGGAGCGGGGGCAUUUGUGAGAGGUGCCGCCACCACACGGCCGGGCGGCACUGCCACUACUGCCAGCCCGGCUUCUGGAGGGACCCCAGCCUGCCCAUCACCAGCCGCAAGGCUUGCAGGGCCUGCCAGUGCCACCCUAUUGGGGCAGCGGGCGGCACCUGCAACCAGACCAGCGGCCAGUGCUCCUGCAAGUUAGGGGUCACUGGCCGAGCCUGCAGCCGCUGUGGUCCUGGCUACCAGCAGAGCCGCUCCCCCAGGAUGCCCUGCCAGAGAAUCCCAGAGGCAACCACCAUCCUUGCCACAACCCCCAGAGCUUACAGCACUGACCCUCAGUGCCAAAACUACUGCAAUGUCUCGGGCACCAGGGUACACAUGAGCCUCCGGAGGUACUGCCAGCAGGACUAUGUUCUUCGCGCGCAGGUGCUGGCAUCCGAGAUGGCAGGCCCUGCGUGGUGGCGGCUGGCCUUGCACGUAAUGGCCGUGUACAAGCAGCGGGCGAGGCCUGUGCACCGUGGUGGCCAGGACGCUUGGGUGCCAGGCGCCGACUUGGCCUGUGGCUGCUUGCGCCUGCGGCCGGGCGCCGACUACCUACUCUUGGGCAGCUCGGCCGGCGGUCCUGACCCCACGCGCCUAGUCCUUGACCGCCAUGGCCUGGCGCUACCCUGGAGGCCGCGCUGGGCCCAGCCACUGCGGCGGUUGCAGCGGGAGGCGCAGGCUGGCGGCUGCCGCGUGACACCAAGCCCUGAGCUAGAGCCAAAGCACCAACGCCGUAGCUCAACGGCCACCAACGCCAGCAAAAGUACUUGGAAGUGA